Messenger RNA from Rhizophagus irregularis DAOM 181602=DAOM 197198, 196 nucleotides. NCBI's taxonomy places the organism in Eukaryota, Fungi, Glomeromycota, Glomeromycetes, Glomerales, Glomeraceae. The record is from RefSeq and is a predicted model, not a curated record.
AUGAAAGAAACUUAUGAAAAUCAAAUUUCUUUUCCAAAUAUUAAUUCUUCUGGUAUGGAAAUUAUAUUAGAAUAUAUUUAUACAGGAUCAAUUAAUGAAGAAUCUUUAACAAAAGAUAAUACAAUUGAAGCUUUUUAUGCUGCAGAUUAUUUUCAAUUACCAGACCUUCAGGAUUUUAUUAUGAUUGUUUUUAAAA